AUGGACAAACCGGAAGUUGACAAGGCAGAAGUUACCCACAUUGAUUCUGUUAAAGAGCAAGAUGUGGUGGACAAGCCAGAGAUUUUGCAACAAUACACCGAUGAAGAAAUCGACGAGAUCCACAGAAAGGUGACAAGAAAAGUCGAUAUGAGAUUGCUUCCGAUGUUGGUGAUUUUGUACAUUUUAAAUUAUUUGGACAGAAACAACAUUGCCAGUGCCAGAUUGGGUGGCCUUGAGGAAGACUUGAACUUGAAGGGAAACCAAUACCAAACAUGUAUUUCUAUUCUUUUUGUUGGUUACAUUCUUAUGCAAAUUCCAGCAAACAUGUUGUUGAAUAAGUUUAAAAAGCCAGCUAUUUUUAUCACUGUCAUUAUGGUGUCAUGGGGUACUGUCUCCACCUGCACGGCGGCUACUCAAAGCUACGGCGGAUUAUUAGCCAUCAGAUUGAUUUUGGGUUUUGUGGAAGCUGGUUUCUUCGGCUCAGCUCUUUAUAUCUUGUCCUGUUGGUACACUAGAUCACAACUUUCUUUAAGAAACUCCAUCUUGUACUCGGGCUCAUUACUUUCGGGUGCAUUUUCCGGUCUUAUUGCUGCGGGAAUCGUUGACAAUAUGGACCAUGUGCAUGGAUUGAGAUCCUGGAGAUGGUUGUUUAUCAUUGAAGGUGCCGUGACAGUUGGUAUUGCGCCUAUUGCAUACUUCAUUUUGCCCAACAUGCCUGGCAACUCCAAAAUGUUGAACGAUUUGGAGAGAGAGGUCUUGUUGUACAAGAUUAGAUGUGAAACCGGCCAAGAUGACACCGAUAGCAUUAACAAAGAAUCAUACUGGGGCUCCUUCUUGUUGUGUGUGAAAGAUAUUAAAGGUGUGGGCCUGUGUGGGUAUUCUUUCGUGGUUGGUUGCUGCUUGUGGUGUCACUAA
This is a messenger RNA of Clavispora lusitaniae ATCC 42720, 915 nucleotides long. RefSeq lists its product as uncharacterized. Gene Ontology annotation, cellular component: membrane. Gene Ontology annotation, molecular function: transmembrane transporter activity. The record is from RefSeq and is a predicted model, not a curated record. Lineage: Eukaryota; Fungi; Ascomycota; Pichiomycetes; Serinales; Metschnikowiaceae. Gene Ontology annotation, biological process: transmembrane transport.